Molecule: messenger RNA, 609 nt
Organism: Camellia sinensis
Lineage: Eukaryota; Viridiplantae; Streptophyta; Magnoliopsida; Ericales; Theaceae
Source: RefSeq, a predicted model, not a curated record
AUGUUAGUCACUGCUGUAAUUGAUGAUUUCAGCAAUGAUGGGCAUGAGGAAGGUGGGCAACUCACAGAAGCUGUGAGGAGGCAGCCAUAUAGUGUCAUACUAUUUGAUGAAGUUGAGAAAGCACACCCCACUGUUUUAAAUACAUUUCUUCAAAUUUUGGAUGAUGGAAGGUUGACAGAUGGCGCAGGCUGCACAAUUGAUUUCACCAACACAAUAAUCAUUAUGACUUCAAACCUUGGAGCCGAGUAUCUCUUGAAAGGAUCAAUGGGCAGUUGUACAAUGGAGGGUGCUCGGGAAUUGGUAAUGCAAGAGGUGAGGAAAGACUUCAAGCCCGAGUUUCUUAAUCGACUGGAUAAGAUUGUGGUAUUUGAUCCUCUUUCUCAUGAGCAAUUGAUAAAGGUUGCCGAGCUUCAGGUGAAGGAUGUGAAAUUCCGCCUUGCAAGGAUGGGUAUUACCUUACGUGUGACUGAACAAGCAUUGAUGUCAGGACGAGGACGUGGUCGUGGUAGGCGUGGCAAGCCUAGAUGGCAUGAGGUGCCAUUACCAAAUGAAAUUUUGGUGCAGGAAGAAGGGGUUGGUCAAGCCAAUGUGGCAGAAUCAGUAGGCUAA